Messenger RNA from Paraglomus brasilianum, 312 nucleotides. The record is from the annotation of a GenBank genome assembly. NCBI's taxonomy places the organism in Eukaryota, Fungi, Glomeromycota, Glomeromycetes, Paraglomerales, Paraglomeraceae.
GCCGCUGCAACAAAAAAUAUCAAAUCCAUCAUACCACUUCUUGACCGAGUACUCAUUCAACGCCUCAAAGCAGAACAGAAAACCGCGGCAGGAAUUUUAAUCCCAGAGAAAUCGUUAGAGACAUACAACGAAGGUCAAGUCAUUGCCGUUGGAAAGGGUGCUCUUGACAAACAUGGUAAGCAUAUUCCACCACAAGUAAAAGAGGGUGAUCGGGUGCUUAUUCCAACAUACGGUGGAAAUGCCAUAAAAGUCGGGGAUGAAGAAUAUCACAUAUUCCGGGAUCACGAAAUUCUUGCAAAGAUUAACGAAUGA